Messenger RNA from Papaver somniferum (opium poppy), 579 nucleotides. RefSeq names its product N-terminal acetyltransferase B complex catalytic subunit NAA20-like. NCBI's taxonomy places the organism in Eukaryota, Viridiplantae, Streptophyta, Magnoliopsida, Ranunculales, Papaveraceae. The record is from RefSeq and is a predicted model, not a curated record. The transcript is spliced from 5 exons. The coding region runs from base 180 to 557 and encodes 125 amino acids.
UAGACCCGCAAAUCCCUCUCCAGAAACGAAAAAGAUCAUCAUCAUCUCGUCACGUUCCCCAUUUCUUGAACAUUGUUACUGCAACAUUCAUUUCCCCCAAUUCUUUAACAAAUCUCUGUGAAAGCAACUCUGUAAUUCUGUUCUUGGUGAGUUUUGUGAGACAGAAAUCAUAACAAGGCAUGACAACAAUUCGAAAUUUCUGCUGUAAUGAUCUUCUUGGCAUAACUCCUAUACUAAUGGAUCAGUUCUCAUCAACACAAAACGGCAAACCAAUAGAUCAAGCAAAGAUGUCAUGGUAUUUGAACCAACUUGCGAAAUUGUCUAGAUACUUCUUUGUUGCUGAGUCCCCUGGCAAUCGUGUUACUGGUUACGGUACUGCAAGAAUUGAAGGAACCAAUACAACAGCGAAAGGAUGCAUUGUAACUCAUGUUGCUGUUUAUGAGACUUCUGACAUGUACGAUGCUGUGGAUUGUUUGAACAUAAUGCCCUCAACCAACCUAACUCACAUAGGCCUCGAAGAAAUGUUAAAGGGUUCCCGAUAUGUCAAUCAUUUUUAAGGUCUCACAGAAAAUACAACAU